CCGUUGCAGGUUUAGUGACGACGACACGUCACCACUCCCAUCAUCCCUUUCGUGUCCAAAAUGGCUUCCACUGGAAAAUGGGAAACGGUCGGUGCUAAGAAAAGCAAAAAAUCCACUUCCAAAUCCAAUGGAAAGAAACCAGGAGGCACGGGAACUGUGGAGAGAAACCCGGUGAUUGAACACGCAAAGCCUAUUGAGACUGCCCAGACAAUAUGGAGCUCUGUAGCUGAGCUAGAGGUGGAUGACGAGCAUAAGGAAAAUAAGCAGAUCCAGGCCAACAAGGAUCAGGCAAAGUCAUCAAAUGCCUCUCCAAAGAGCCCCAAGAAAACUGGAGCAGACAAGAAGAAGCAGCAAGGAAAGGACAAGAAGGCUGGCAAACGGGAGUUCAAGACUGUGGAAGAUGCCAUGAAGAAGCUUGAUGCCAAUGUUCUGAAGACAGUCGUGCAGGACACAAAACUCAAGUUUCCUGAUAAUCCACAGUUUUGGCUGAAUGACCUUGCGUCUAUGCUGAACUUGAAGUUGGAUGCUCCAGACUUGGACCCUACUUUUUACCAGCAGCCAGCAGAGUAUCCCCUGUCCAUCCUGCCCAAGCCUGUUUACAGUGUCCUGUCCUCCACUGUGACCAGCUGCCCUCUCCAAGUACAGAACAUCUUCUUUGAGCACUGUCUGUAUAUGAUGGUGAAGGAGAUGACAAACGGCACUCCAACUUAUGGUUAUCGCAUCUGUAUACAGUACCUAGCACAGAGCAGACCUGAGGUCACCACAGCAAACCUUCCCAAGUUUGCAGAUCUACUGAAAACCACAGUGAACAGACCAAAUGUCUGCCUGUCAAUCAUCUGGGGGCUCAGCCAAUCAGGAAGUAAGGAUUUAGCAACAGGGUUAACAGUAUGGUUACAGCUGUUACUGCCACACUUGGGCACAAAGAGCCUUUCCAGUUACAUCAUUGGGAUUCUGGAAAACCUCUUCAAGAGCCACAAAAAGACAAAGGCAUCGCACAAUUCCAUUGGACCACACGAGUUCUUCCCUGUUCUGGACUUUGUUUUCACUCCUAACACUGCACUUGCACAGAGCUUACAACAGAGACUACAAGCAGUUUAUCCUAAAAUCAAGGACCUUGCAUUGGGCCCCUCAGCCAGCAAAACACCUUGCCAGUACUUCCCUUCCCUGCUGGCCCGGGCUACUCCAAACUGCCCUUCUGCACUCAAGACAGAGAUCAUGGAGCUCCUUGUACAUUGUUUGAUCUCCGACCCACAAAGCUUCAGCAACUGGAGACAGAUGUACACCAAGCAGCUUCUUCAGUCUGGAGUUCUCAUGAGGUACAUGCUAGACAACUGGGAUAAGGUUUCUAGAGUGCUCCCAGAGAAGUUUGUCCAGGAGACUGUGCUGGCAUUCAGUAUAACAAAUGAAGAGAUGGCAGCCCACACCCCAGGCAGGGAGGAGUGUCGGAGUGCAUGCAAGGAACUGUUGUUGAAGAUGAAGAAGCCAAAGUUUCCUUGGGGACGGCUGAUAUUCACUAUCCUCUUGCUGGUUGUAGCAAUCCUAGGGCUAGAUAUCUAUACACAUGGCAGUUUCCAAGCCUCCACAUCUCACCGUGUACUGAAGGACUCUGGUCUGCUGGCAGUGUCCCAACAAGCCUGGGUCAAGAUUAGCUUCUACAGCAGGAAAGGCACGGACUGGGCCAGGGAGUGGGUGCCCUACUACUACAGCAUGGUAGCCGAGGUCCUGGACCCUUACAUCAAGCUGUUGUGGCAGAAUCUGUAUGACCUGGGAGUGUGGAUCGCUGAAGUGUCGGCACCUCUCAGGGCUUGGCUGGACAGAAAAAUACCUCUGGUUCUAGAAUGGAUAGAUGCCAAGGUUCCAGUGGUUGUGGCCUCCGUGACCCAGGUCACGUCCAAGGUUACCAUGGCUGCCCAGGAGUACUGGGCUGUCCUGAAGCCCCACGUCAUGGUGGUGUGGACAGCCGUGGGGGACAACAUCCAGGCUGUGGGCAGCUGGCUGGAGAAGAACGUCUUCACUGGGAAGCUGUCUCCAGAGGCCCUGCAAGCUUCCAUGGUGAUGGUGUGGGAGUAUGUGUGGACAUCAAGUACUGCUGCCAAACAGUGGAUAGUGGACAAGUUUAGUGCGUAAAAUAAUUAUAAUCACCAGAAUCAGUGCAAUCCCCUGACCUUAUCUUGGGACAAUUUGACAAGUUUCCUCUGACCUCAGACUCUCUUCCAAAAGCUUAGUAUUUUAUGUAAGGCCUUGGAAAAUUAAUGUAGUGUUCCUGAUUACAGUCCUACAAAAGUAGGUAGGUUUUCUUUUCUAUUCAGAUUUCAGGGUUAACAUUUAACAAAAUUACAGUUAAGAAAUGACUAGUAUGUUGUUAGCUCUCAGAUAUAUAUUACAAUGAAUAGUUUGUCUCCCUGCAACUGUACCCCAAAAAGGCUAGGGUUGGUGAACAGGAAACUCAACAUUUUGCCUAGGUCUAUGUAAAUUACUAAUGAAAAUCAUACUCUGCCCUCGUUAGAUAAUAUAUAUAACGUUAGUUUAGAUAUCACUUGAGAAGAGCUAAAAAUCUGAUACAGAUCAUGCACAUUUGUCAGGUCUUGUCUAUACUCUCACUUAAUUUCAAUCCGUUGAUACAAGAAUGGCUUUUUCGUACAUGACAGAAAAUCAUGUCUGAUUAUUAUUUAAAGCAUAACUAAGUUAACUGUUUAAAUAGAAUAUUAUUACACUAAUUCAUUAGCUUUCAGUGAUUUCAAAUGGCAGUGGUGGAAAGAAAAUACCUCCAUUUUAGAAACUACUGUCAGGCAAAUAGAUACACAGCAAAAACACCCCUAUAGAGAUUGCUCUGGCAGCUAAAUUUUGUGACAAAGACACUUAAUCUGUGGGACUGAGUGAGAAAAUGUAUUGGGAUGAAAAUGUCAGAAAAAAUGCCAUGUGCCAGGACUGCUUUAUGACGCUUAGAAUCAGUAACUCCAAUAGUUUUUUCCCUUCACAUGUCAAAGGUAAUACACUAAUUCAUGCUGUGCUUGGUGAGCAGAGACACUAUAUGUGGAAAAAGUAAAUUUUAAGUUAGUAGUAAGUUAAGAGAAUCCCACCGUAUAUUUGCUAUUGAGGUGAGUAUUGUUGCUGUUACAUGUAGAUCCAGUGACAACUGUAUACACCUUGGCAAAAAUAAAUCUUCAUUCCAAUCGUAUAGAUUACAUUCUUGAUAAGAUACACGUAAAUUUGUUGUCAAUUGAAUCAGAACGUUAGGUUAUUUGCAAGUGAUAGGACAAAUAGACAUAAUUAUUAUCUCCUGUUUCAGCUGUUGUUUUGAAAUCAUGUAAGAUACAAAUAUUUGCUUUUCCCAUUUCAGAAAAAUUAUUUGAUAUACAAGUUCAAGGCAAUUGAAAUGGUUUUUGUGUAACACUGCUUAACACAAAUUUAGUGCCAACACCUCACAAGACUAUGACAUUAAUUUGAGGCUGUGGGUUGGAUUUUUUUGGCAUUCCCUCUGGUCUAAGUGAUCCGGUAAACUUCUGAAAACCAAUCAUCUCUAACAGCUUGCUCUCUUAUCUGCAUGUCGAUUUACAAUGAAGACAGUGAUCAUGAUUUACACAGUUGUAAAUAAAUUGGUUCCUUUGUCUCGAACAGUUUUUUGAAAGGUCUACCUGAUGUACAGACAUGUUUGUGUUACAGUCAUAGAAAGUCAUGUCAGUAGUGCUUUCUGAAGGAUGUAAGAUGGUGCAAGUCUGGAUACAAUGAGUGAGUUGUAAAUAGAACCCACCAAAACUGGCUUUUCAGUAGAAUAAACAAGUGUGUUUGAAGAACACAUUUCAAGUAAAAUAUGUGUAUUUUGAUGGUUGUGGGGGAAAAGAUACAGACUGACAUCUGAGUAACAAUUGUGACAUUGAUUUUAUUGAAGUGAUUUAUCUUAAAUAAAAAUGUUCACAGUAACAAUAUCACAAUCAUGUGCAGGUCUGUAACAAAGCUGCAAACAAUAAAGUACUUCAAGUAAA
This is a messenger RNA of Branchiostoma floridae (Florida lancelet), 3983 nucleotides long. Its product is annotated as transmembrane protein 214-B-like. Bases 61 to 2127 code for a protein of 688 amino acids. The record is from RefSeq and is a predicted model, not a curated record. The transcript is spliced from 20 exons. Gene Ontology annotation, cellular component: Golgi apparatus; endoplasmic reticulum. NCBI's taxonomy places the organism in Eukaryota, Metazoa, Chordata, Leptocardii, Amphioxiformes, Branchiostomatidae.